Messenger RNA from Hymenoscyphus albidus, 513 nucleotides. NCBI's taxonomy places the organism in Eukaryota, Fungi, Ascomycota, Leotiomycetes, Helotiales, Helotiaceae. The record is from the annotation of a GenBank genome assembly.
AUGUCGAAGCCAGUCAUCUCAACAGAAAAUAGAGGCUUAGCCUCCGCGCUAGACAGGAUCCCCACGAAGGUAGGUAAAAUGUAUUUUUUAUCCGAGAAUGAUCAACUCAGCGAUGCCGCGAAAUCAUUCAACUGUACACGGAGGACAUAUGUCGAAACACUCAUCGCCCUCAAGGCAUUUCUCCCAAAGCUUCUAGACCUGAAGCCAAGCACAGAAUACUGCCCCGAAUUAGCUGAGAAAUCAGAAGUAAUGGUCGGUACGUUAUCCCUCUACGCGUGUACCGGCUGUUACUCUGUCCUCGGCAACGAGGGACAGAAAAUCCAAAUAGUGAACAGAGAAUUCGGGUAUUUAGCUGAGAUCCAGAAGUUCCAUCACCUGCCCGGAAUUUUCGUGCCCCGUGCACCUAGAGGAUUAGCCAGGUGGGAGGAGGGGGGAGAGGGGGCGUACCGCACCCUCGAUGUAAAAGCAGCUUUUUCACUCGGACACUCGAAGAUAACCGUUGUGAUAAAAUGA